Sesamum indicum (sesame) is the source of this 2441-nucleotide messenger RNA. Its product is annotated as inactive protein kinase SELMODRAFT_444075. NCBI's taxonomy places the organism in Eukaryota, Viridiplantae, Streptophyta, Magnoliopsida, Lamiales, Pedaliaceae. Gene Ontology annotation, molecular function: protein kinase activity; ATP binding. The record is from RefSeq and is a predicted model, not a curated record. Gene Ontology annotation, biological process: protein phosphorylation.
UUUUAUAAGGGUUAUAUGCAAUUAUGGAACUCGGAGUUCCAAACUCUCCGUACUUCUCCGGGUUUCCUCCUAUUUUCACACGUUUACCGACAAACUGACGUCACCCGAUGUUCCCGCCAAAAUCAGAAGCAACCAUUCCGCACGGCGGCGGCGCGGCGGAUAAAGUGGUCGUGGCCGUGAAAGCGGAGAAGGUCAUCUCCAAGGCCGCCUUGGCUUGGGCUCUCACCCAUGCGGCCUGCUCCGGCGACGGCAUUACGCUCCUCGCCAUCUUUUCCGGCAACAAGGGUGCAGGCGGGAGGAGAUUUUUGGGAAUUCCUCGAUUGAAAGGGAACUGUCGGAGCUUCGAUCCGGCUAAGCUGCCGGAACGAAUUUGUCAGAUCUCUGAGUCUUGCUCUCAGAUGGUUCUUCAACUUCAGGACCGAAUACAGGUCAGAGUGCGGAUCAAGGUUGUAUCAGCCAUGUCUGCUGGUGCUGUUGCUGCUGAAGCAAAGAGUUAUGCAGCCAAUUGGGUCAUAUUGGACAAGAAACUGAAGCGAGAGAUGAAGCAUUGCAUGAAUGAACUGCAUUGCAAUAUUGUAGUUAUGAAGGGUGCCCAGCCAAAAGUUCUCCGGCUCAAUCUAGCAAGGUCAAAUGAUCUUCAAACACCCUUUUAUUCAGCUGCUUCAUCGCCUACUAAGGACAGCAAUAAGUUCUACACCCACAUUAUGAAGCAUACGACCCCUGUCAGCAGCCCUGAGGAUCCCAACACUUCCUACACAAGAACCUCAGGCGAAAAUUCAUUAUCAAGUCCUGACACAGGGUCUUGUAUCUAUGUUGUGUAUGAAGAAAAUCCCCUUUAUGAAGGAUUAAGUAGAGGUAAAAGCCUGCCUAGUAGACUUGAGACACCGGACCAUCCAGGGGCAAGAAGAAUGUGUUUUUCAGGAACCCCAGAAUCUGAAACUUUAAGGAAUCAUAGAAAUCACGCCGAUAAUGAGCAUGGUCCAGGAAGUGGAAACCAGAAUAACAUCUCUAGAACUUCAUCUACCUUUGCCAGAACUGAAAUGUUUGAUUUGAUCCAAUAUAGAGAUGACGAAAUGGUAGGAGGAACUGAAUUGGAUAAAAAAUCUGAUGGAGAUUGUGUGUACAACUCUAGCAUUCGGGGAGCUGUCUCUUUAGGUAAAACUUCCUUGCUGCCUCCUCCUUUAUGUACACAUUGUAAAUCCAAGGCUCCAGCAUUUGGAAAACCCCCAAAGCAGUUUAAUUACAGAGAACUAGAGGAAGCUACAGAUUAUUUCUCAGACAAAAAUUUUGUAGCAGAAGGUGGGUUUGGUUUGGUUCAUAGAGGGAUUCUGAGGAAUGGGUUGGUCAUUGCUGUGAAACAACUGAAGUUUGCUGGCCCUCAACGAGAUGCUGAUUUCUGCAGGGAAGUUCGCGUACUGAGUUGUGCCCAGCAUAGAAAUGUGGUGUUGCUUAUUGGUUACUGCAUUGAGAGGAAGAAGAGAUUAUUGGUGUAUGAAUACAUAUGUAAUCGCUCAUUGGACUUCCAUUUACAUGUUGCAGGAAAUGAAAAGUCAGUUCUUGAUUGGCAAGCACGUUUAAAGAUAGCUGUCGGGACUGCAAGAGGAUUACGGUAUCUUCAUGAAGAUUGCAGAGUAGGAUGUAUAGUUCACAGAAACUUGCGGCCAAACAACAUCCUCCUAACUCAUGAUUUCGAACCUCUGGUUGCUGAUUUUGGACUGGCAAGAUUGCACAGUGAGGAGGAGUUCUGUGAUAGCAACCAGGAAGUUGGAACUCCAGGGUAUCUUGCACCAGAAUAUUUCAGUGGUGGGAAAAUGACUGAGAAAGUUGAUAUAUAUGCAUUUGGCCUGGUAUUGCUAGAGCUAAUCACCGGCCCACGAGCCCAUGACUUGCAGUGCUGCUCCGCAUACCAAAUUUUGCUAGAUCAUAUCCAUGCUUUGGCUAAGAUGGAACCGCUACAUAUCUUGGCUUACAACCAUCAAUUGCUGGACCCUCACUUGGCAUCAAACCAACUCCAAGUUUUACCCUAUGAGCUUCAUGCAAUGGGAUGUGCUGCCUCAUUGUGCCUACAGCAAGAUCCUGACUUAAGACCGCCCAUGUCAAAGGUAGUCAAAAUGCUAGAAGGAGGAAGCCCAGUUACUCCCCUGGCUUUGGACUUGUGCAUAGUUGGUUGUAGCAAUGGGCAUUCUCAUGACAAGUUGCGGCAGUAGUUGUAUUAAUUUACUUCUCACUGUCUUCUUUUUACUUAAUUGCAAGUAGUACAGCAGUUAGUCCAUUAUUGUAAGAAGCCACAUGCAGAUAAGGAGUAUUAAAGAUCAACGUUCUUCAUUUUUGAAGUCAUUCUUGUGAGUGAUAUUAGAACAGUAUAUCUGAUUGCAUAUGAUUUUUGUGCCUCAAUAUCAGCUUGGAUGGAUAACUGAUCUUUUGUCAGAAGACAAGUCGCA